Messenger RNA from Argiope bruennichi, 1176 nucleotides. Its product is annotated as nucleolar protein 8-like. The coding region runs from base 102 to 1160 and encodes 352 amino acids. The record is from RefSeq and is a predicted model, not a curated record. Gene Ontology annotation, molecular function: RNA binding. Lineage: Eukaryota; Metazoa; Arthropoda; Arachnida; Araneae; Araneidae. The transcript is spliced from 11 exons.
ACUGGUUAAAGCAUGCAAAAAUGUCUUUCAAAUUUGUAAAUAAAAACAAUUUUGGACGUGGUUUUGAAGAUUUAUUUUGUGAAUUGUGUAGUUCAUAAACAAUGGCCAUGGAUGCUCAGGAAAAAAAGAGACUAGCUAAUGAAAAACGUUUAAAAGCUAUACAAGAAUGGAAGAAAAAUAGAAAUCUACAUUCAGUCAAAGUAGAAGCAAAACCAGUUCGAGUAAAUUUUGAAGAAUUAGGAAAGAAGAAUAUACCUGAAAACAAACUUACAUUAUUUAAUUCAGAUGGAGAGGAGGAUAAUUUUGAAGAUGAUUUUCAUGUACGUCCUCAAUUUGAAGGUGCAAAGGGCCAAGAAUUGUUGGAAUUAAAUGCUGAGCUGUCAAGCCGCUUUAAACUAGAUGAACGGUUUAAAGAAGAUGAUGAUUUAUCUGAAACUAAUGCUGCAGAAAUAAAUGAAGAAAAAGUGAAAAACAUCAAAAUUCUUGAAUCUGUUUUGGGCUAUGAAGUUGCUGAAAAAUUCCCAGAAGGAAAGAGUGUGAUAAAAAAAAAACGUCUUAUGAGAUUUGAUCCUGAAGAUGAAAAUGCAUCAAAAUAUUUAAAAGCAAAUGACAUCUCAGAAGAACAUCCACAAACAAAAGUUCGAAAGAAAAAGGAGAAAGAAGAGUUAAAUAAAGAAGAAAAGCAAGAAAUACCUAUUUCUUCUGAAAGAUAUAUUGAAGUCAGUUCAAAUUUGAAAGACUUAUUAAGUUCAUCAUCAACUCCAUUUAGUUUAUCUCAGAAAUUUAGUAAUGAAACUGAUAAUGAUUCUAAUACUGGCUUUUCCUUUUCAUUUGGAACAAAAGAAGAUUCACAAGUGAAACAAAUAGUUCCAAAAAAUAAAAAAGAGGAACCUAAAACAUCAAAACAACCACAGCAAACAAGGAAUAUAUUUGAAAAUAGACAAAAGUUUCAGUUUUUUAUUGCUGAGGAUGAUGAUAAGUUAAAAGAAGGUGUAGAAUUUUUUCAAAGGAAAAGGACUCUUGGAGAAAUACAUGAUGACUGGAAUAAAAGAAAAGCUGAUGUGAUGGAAUUAUUCAGAAGAAAGAGAAAAUCCAACCAAAGAGGAUUUGUAACUAGAAUAAAAGCCAGUCAAAAAAACAAAGCUUAUGCAAAAAAAUAAAUUUUUUAUAUGAAAA